Molecule: messenger RNA, 4537 nt
Organism: Sciurus carolinensis (gray squirrel)
Lineage: Eukaryota; Metazoa; Chordata; Mammalia; Rodentia; Sciuridae
Gene: C2cd2
Product: C2 calcium dependent domain containing 2
Exons: 14
Coding region: 409-2517 (702 amino acids)
Source: RefSeq, a predicted model, not a curated record
CCCCCGGCCGGGCCUCGUCCGGCCACUGCUGGGCCGCGGGCGGGACGCCCGGGGCGGCGUGCUGGGAGGAAGCGCGCCGGGCCGCGGCCCCGGGAACUUCCCAGACGCGCUAGGCGGGCGCGCCGGCCGCCGGCUCUGCUCCCGCCUUCCCUUCUCCCAGGUGUGCGGGGCUUGGGGCGCAAUCCUGGGCCGUGGCCGCCAGGCGCCAGCCGGGCAUUCCCUUCCUGCUCGCCCCGCCCGGCCUCGGGCCUCCAGGCGCUGCGCCUGGCCUGGCUCGGGCCCGCCGCGCCCCUUCCAGCCCCCGGCCGAGGCCGGCGGAUGUCCUGAGCUCACCGCCGGCGGGCUCUGCGUCCCGCACGGGGUUGCUUGUGGAGUUGGGGCGAGGCGGGCCGGGUAUGCGCCAUCACCAUGGCCCGGCUGGGCUGGUGGCUCGGUGAGGUCCAGUGGUUCGUGUUGGUGUCGCUCUUCGUCGCGGCCCUGGUCACGGUGGGCCUGUACCUGACGCAGUGGGCGCUGGCCAGGGCGCGACCCCCGCCGCGGCGGAGGGCGGAGCCCGAGGAGGAGCGGCGCCCCGAGUCGGACGCGCUGCUUUCUUGGAUCCUGACGCUGAAUAGCUGGAGGAGCCAGUGGCAGGCGGCCUGGGUGAUCGCCCUGAACCAUGAGGCCAAAAGGAGAGGGGGCCCCCUGCAGCUGUCCUUCCAGCAGGACCCGCGACCACAGCUCCAGGAGCUGGCGGUUGGAGAGGUCUCCAGCGUGGUCCAGUCGGCCCAGGAGAAGGUGGUGGCCUGUCAUGUGGUGGGCAAGAUCCUUCAGUUCCUGGUCAGCGCCGCGCCCUCGGCCGCGGGCUCGGGACACCAGCUGUAUGACGUGCAACUCUCGCCGGUCCAUCUGCAGCUGGAGCUCCACAUGAAAGAAAAGAGAGAAGACAUCCAGAUUCGGUGGUCCUACAUCCAUGUGCCAGAGGUGACCAUCAAGAUCCAGCCCCGGGCACCGGGGGAGGCCCAGGUGGGUGAGGCGGAUGCGAUAUCUGAAGCCCUCAAGGAUGUUUUGAAGCACCUGGUGAGUUCCGCCUCUCCGUCAGUGGUUCUGAGCACCAAGCCCACAGACGUAAGGGAAGCUCAGAGUCUACAGCGCGCUUCAUCUACUGCUCAGGAACCCUGUCCUCCCAAACCUCCAAGGGCUCAUGAACUAAAGCUGCUGGUGAAGAACGUCCGUGCCUCGCUGCUCAACGAUCCUGGUGCUUCAGGCAGCGUGAGCCCCGUGUGCAUCGCUCAGCUGAAUGACCCUGUGCAGAGCUUUACCAGCACCCAAGCCAAGAGCACUACUCACCUCAGCUGGGAGGAGGAGUUCACCUUCGAGCUGAACGCCAGAUCCAAGGAGCUACACCUGCAGAUCACAGAGGGCGGGCAGUCCUCGGAAGGAGGCUGGUGUGCAGGUCCGCUGGCCAUGACCACUGUCCCCCUGGACCUGUUCAAGAAGCAGCCUUCUGGGCCACAGAGCUUCGCGUUGGUCGGUGGACCCACCUGCAGCAGCUUGGCACUGGGCUCGGUCACUGCAGAGUUCUCUUACAUAGAACCCAGUGAACUGAAAUCCCGGCAAACCCCUCCCCCUGUUGCUGCUGCAAAGAUAGAAAAGGACCGCACAGUGAUGCCGUGUGGGACUGUGGUCACUACCGUCACUGCCGUGAAGACCAAGCCUCGCUACGAUGCGGGGAGGGCGUCCCCGCUGAGCUCUGAGUCUCCCGUGAAGACGCCCGUCAAGGUGAAGGUCAUCGAGAAGGACAUCUCCAUCCAGGCCAUCUCGUGCCACGGUGCGCCUGUCAGCAAGACCUUCUCUUCUUCAGAUACGGAACUGCUGGUGUUGAGCGGCUCGGAUCCGGUGGCUGAGGUGGCCAUCAGGCAGCUCAGUGAGUCUUCCAAGCUGAAGCUGAAGUCGCCGAGGAAGAAGAGCACUAUCAUCAUUUCAGGGAUCUCCAAGACCUCACUCUCUCAGGACCACGAGGCUGCCCUGAUGCAGGACUACGCAUCCUCCAUGGACGGCGCCUGCCAGGACACCCCGUCCGACCCCUGUCCCCCAGAGGCCACCACGGCCUCUGUCCCACCAGUGGAAGAUGAGCCAGCCCAGGCCCCAGCUGCCCUGGAGCCCCAGGAGAAGGAACUGGACUCCUGGGACCUGGAGAAGGAGCCCCUGGCGGCGGCGUGGGGUGGCCCAGCCCCUCUGGAGCUCGAUGGGGACCAGCUAUCCGAGAGCUCCCUGAGCAUCUCAGAGCCCGGCGCUGCCAAGAAGCCUAAAGGAGGAAUUUUGAGGAGGGGUGCCAAGCUGUUUUUCCGCCGACGGCACCCGCAGAAAGAGCCCGGCAUGAGCCAGUCACACAACGACCUCCUGUUCCUGCAGCGGCAGGAGGGCGCCCCGAGGAAGGGGGCGACCCUCACGCGGCUGCUGAACAAGAAGCUGCUGUCCAGGCACCACCGGGGCAAGAGCGCCAUGAACGGGGCCCCCGUGGAGCCCUGUGCGUAGGCUGCCCGCCGCCUUCCCUGCCGCUGGAGGACGGGCACCCAGGACGCAGGAGGCCUGGCCGCUGCCGCGCACCCACUCCUCCAGCUCGGGUUCCCAACAAGCUCGUCUGAAGGGAAGGAAGGAAGUGCGUCUCCAGCCGGAGGCUUCCCCCAAGGAGAACUGACGAAGCCCAGUUUGCCACCAGAACCCCAGUGGCACCCGCAGCCCCGGCUAAGCAUCGGGGUAGCAGUUAGAGAGCAAGAGCUACACCACCCGCAGGGCCUGGGAGGGACGGCGGGAUUCGGUUCACCCACUGGGGCCUCUAGCAGGUGUGUGUGGGGCCCACGCCUCCAAGUCAGGGGAAGGUGUGCCCCUCUGGGCUGUCACUGUGACCAGAAUGGAUGGGUCACCUCUUCUAAUUUGCUGCUUAGAAUUAAAAAGUACACCUGGCCCUGAGAACAGGGAGGUGGAACAUGGGCAGGAGUUUUGAUAAAGAAAUAUGAUAGCAGUUGAUGAAAUGCUUUGACAAAUAUAGGAAGGCAUUGCCUUUGCUGUUAGCCAUAGAACUUGAAACCUUACACAAACACUAAGUAUGUCCCACGCAUUACUGAGCAUUUCCCAGGCCUCUCUGAGCCUCCUCGGAGGAGACGAUGUGAAUGCCGGCGUGGUUCUCCAUCGUCCUCUGCCAUGUCAGACGCUCAGAAUGCCAGGGAGCAGUCGAUGUGCAGAUUUCCUCUCCGUCUGGCGCACCUUACUAGACAGGAGCCUGAUGAGCCUGACCCGGGAGUUGGGAGCAGUAAGUGACAGCUCACAGAACAUGGUGACCCCCACACACGCGCACUUUUUGCCAAAUAUUGCCUACGGCCAAAACAAAGGACUUGUAGGGCACUCGAAGAAAGUGUUCCGCAUCUCAGGUGUCCAUCCUUGGAAUGGGAGUUUAGUGACAGAUGGGAAAUUCUUUUUAUGGGCUCUUCAGGUUUCUGUUCUGAAUGGUGCUCCUGGCCACAUUUUGGGGUGUCCUUGUUUUGGUUUCCAGUGGAAAAAUGAGAAGCUUGGCACGUACUUUCAGAAUCCCUGUGUACCUAGCGAACCACCUCCCUCAUCACUUGCCAGUUUCCACAUUGCUCCGCUCUUGAACGUGUGAUGCCAGCAGACGUGCUUGUCACUGGGGUGACACGUCUUGACCCUUUACUGAGAUUGGUGCUCUUCCAAUAAGAUGGAAAAGGCUGGUGUGACCCUGACCCCUGGCAGAUGGGCAAGCAGAGCCUGCCGUCCAGCGCCCUGAUGGAGCCGUGGAGGAGCAAGGCCCUUUGAGAGAGCCGAGACCCAAGGACUGUUUUUCUUUCCUGUUUUUGAGGGAGAGAUUCAAAAACUACACUGGGAAUUCACUUUCAAAUGCACAUUAAAAAAUUCUUAGGUGUUCCAGGAAUUAUCAAGUGACUUUAAAAUGACUUUUUACCCACGCUUUGUUUUUAAAGAUUGCAUUUGAAUGUUAGCCGUUGUAAAGCUCCAAAAUAUAUUAAUAGCAAGUCAGUCCCCAAAGUUAGUAAUUGCUACCAACUUUUCGGGAUAGGAGGGGUCACUUCUUUUCUUUGUCUUGCGAUGGAUAGAGUCUGUGACGUGAGAAUCAAUUCCAAGGGGGUGUGAUGUGUCAGAAUUCCAGAUUUGGAUCAGAAGUGUUAGUAUAGAUUGGGUAUCCCUUAUCUGAAGUGCUUGAGGCCAAAGUAUUGCAGAGGUUUUGGGAUUUUGAAUAUGUAAAUAGUCUUUACCAACCAGAUAUCCCUAAUCCCAAAAAUCCAAAAUCUGAACUGUCUGGAAAUUCAGAAUGUUUUGAGCUCCCUGAUGCUUUAAAAGUUUCAAUUUUGUAAUUUUGGAUUAGGGAUAUCUGGUUGGUAAUUCCUAAUCCUAAAAUUCAACCUAUAUAAUUAAAAAAAAUUCUUUUUUGAUCUGUUUGCUUUUAAAAUUCAGGUCAUCUUAAUUAAAAAAAAAAAAUAGAAGAAAGCUUUUCACCAAUCCCUUCCCAAGUCCCCCCAUGAGUGCU